UUCUAAGAAGUGCUUCUUAAACUGUGUGGCCAAACACCUUCACGGUUUCUCUAGAAACAGUUUCUAGAAAACUACUUUUAGGAAACAGAAACUGUUUCCUAGAAGCUUGGCCAAACAGGCUCUAGGUCACUUCUUCAAUUUUACUCACAUUACUCAGAAAAUUCACCGAGGACCACCUGUCUGUCGCGUCUCUCUCCACCGAGGACCCACAAUUCCGGUGGGUGGCUACACGUCGUCUGCCGCUCUCCUCUGUGCGUCGUAUUAGGAUUUCGUGCUUCCCCUUUUUGUUCUUCAGGACCCUGCAAAUUCUGAGUUGAUUGGUGCUGGAAAAAGGACAAAUGGUUUGUACUAUUUUGUCACACCUUCAGACAACACACUAUCAAAUGCUGGGAUCAACAAAGGUUCUUCCUGUUUUUCUCUUUCGCGUGCUUCAUUUGUAUUUCAAACUCUAGAAAAAUAGUAGGUACCCCCUCUUCUAUUAUGCUCCUCUUUGUUUUCUUAGUUGUUUUUGCUUUUCUGCUGUGUUAAACUUUUAAUUAUCCGCCGCCUUCAAAAAUGACCAAAAAUUUGGGUGGGGACAAUCCUUCUUCUCAACCUUCUGGGUUUACCGGUUGGAGUGUUCCCCAAGAGAGUAACUGUAGUUGGGCCCAGGUGAGGCCGCCUUCUCGAUCUAGUUUAAGACGGACUGCCAUUCGUGAGAUAUACGACGAGGGUUUAAGUCAGGCUGAGAGGGAGCGUUGUUAUGCCCUACAUCAUCUACGGGCUCGAAUGAUACGGGAAAUGAGGUCUCAUGAGCGUCCUAUUCCGGCUACUGAGCCUGUUUUAGAUGUUUCCCCUAUUUCGGUGCGAUAUUAUAUUCGUUCUUACCGGGAAUUUUUGGAUUCCGCCGGCAGUGGCCUCGGGCAGUAUGGAACUAAUACUGGCAACUUUGGUGUUUCUUUUGGUCAGGCUGAUAGGAUGGCUUCAGAACAACCGGCUAGCACUAGCGGGCGCCGCCCUGGUAAAGAGCCUGUGACUGAUGACAUAGAUAUGGCUACCGGCGAAUACUCCGAUGGUGAUUCCAUCUUCGAGGAUUCCGCUGGUAAGGAUGUUGAUGAACAUAGGGGUGGUGAUGGUGAUGACGCUGGCGUAUCUGGUAGGAAUGACACAGACGUCGGUGACGAUGGUAUUGGUUCAGAUGAUGAUGAUCCGGCCGACGUGAUAGUGGUCGACGUUCUUGCGGAUGAGGCUAAGGAGCAGCCUUAUUUUACCGAUGACUCCACAGAUGUUCAUAGGAGAGAAGAGCUCCCUCCUUUAGAUAGUCUUCCUCGUACGACCGAGAUUUUGACGACUUGGCGUGAUCUGAUCAUAAAGAAAAAUCAUGUGGUUCAUGGAGGGACUUUUCUUGGAUUGCCGACUGAGUAUAAGUUAGUAGUGCCGCCUGAAGGUGCUACUAUUUUUUACUGUCCUCCCGGCCAUAUUGCUGUGUACGCGAAGCAUUUCGAUUUUGGGCUUCGCUUUCCUCUGCACCCUUUUGUUGAGAAGAUAUUUCGGGCUUGGAAUGUCUGCUUGGCCCAAGUUACCCCUACUACCAUCAGAACUGUUAUUUCGUAUGUCUGGCUGUGUUUGUUUAAACAAUGGCCGCUGACGUUGAAUUUAUUCAAGCGGCUGUUAUGGUUGAAGAAGGAUGGUGAGACAGGGUGGAUGUCGGCGUAUAGCGCAACGAGAAGGAAGACUGUGCAUCCUCCUUUGUCGAGCUGCAAAGAUUGGCAGGAUCGUUUUUACUUUGUUCAAGUUCCUGACGACUUUUCUCUCCGACGGACUUUUACUAAACCCCGGCCUCAAAUGGAGCAGUACAACCAGCGUGGUUUGGGCAAGCGGGAGAGAAAAGCUUUUGAUUAUCUGGCGUGUGACAUUUUAGAUGUCGGCCUCAGCAAAAGGCAGGCUGUAAAUCGAAAUUGGCUCCCUAAUGCCUAUUAUAUUUUGGGUAGUCAACCCCUGUCUGCUGUCGGCCUUUGCAACACCCACUACUUUGGUAAACAUAUUUUUAGCUGAAUGGGAUGUAUUUAUUUUUGCUAUUUUUAGUUUUGUGUAUUGAAUAAGUCAGUUGCCGGCUUUAAUUGUGUCCUUGUCU
Messenger RNA from Spinacia oleracea (spinach), 2113 nucleotides. RefSeq lists its product as uncharacterized. The transcript is spliced from 3 exons. The record is from RefSeq and is a predicted model, not a curated record. Bases 556 to 2034 code for a protein of 492 amino acids. NCBI's taxonomy places the organism in Eukaryota, Viridiplantae, Streptophyta, Magnoliopsida, Caryophyllales, Amaranthaceae.